Messenger RNA from Strongylus vulgaris, 405 nucleotides. The record is from the annotation of a GenBank genome assembly. NCBI's taxonomy places the organism in Eukaryota, Metazoa, Nematoda, Chromadorea, Rhabditida, Strongylidae.
AUGAGCAAUUCUACUAUGAGUAGUUCACAACAAAAAAAUAUCAGUGAAGACUGCCUAUACAUGAACAUUUUUGUAAGUGAAAAAUGUCUGUUAAAGAAAGGUUCGUGCCCUGUAAUCUUUUAUAUACACGGUGGAAGCUUGAGCUAUGAUUCUGCUGUAAUGUUCGACGAUCAAUACAUAAUUAAUCGAUACUCAUCAAAAGAUAUCGUCUUUGUCAUAUCUGCUUUUCGACUAGGCUUCUUUGGAGUUCUUGCCUUUGAAAAUGAUGAGGUUGUUCCACGUAACCUCGCAUUUUAUGAUAUCAUUGCUGGACUAGAGUUUAUGCAACAGGAGAUUGCAGCUUUUGGUGGUAAUCCCCAACAAGUAACGCUUAUGGGUCAUUCUCAGGGUGGUAGCAUUGCGAUG